AUGGUGCUGGAGCGACCGUGUAUGGGGGUGGGGUGGGGGGCGGGGUCCAGUCGGCUUGGCAGCACCGACGCCCUGCGGAUCCUCCAGGACGACGCGAACCCCACCGUCCGCCCACCGCUUUGCGGAAAGAGACUGGGAACCGUCGCCGUGGUGGGCCGCGCCGCCCCCGUUUCCCUCCGGCGGGCCCCCGCCCCACUUCCGCGGGAGGGAGCCCGAGGCUGGCCGGCCUUGGGGGUUGGCCGUCGGGAAGCCGCUCUUCUGGGGUGCCCAUGUCACCCUCCUGCGGCGGGCGGGCGGGCUGGCGGGCGGGGGCUGUUCCGGAGGGCCUCUGCCAACGUGCGCCGCAGCCCAGACGUGUCAGCGAGCGCUCGUGGGGCCAGAGGCGACCCGCGUGGCGGGCCAGCAGGGCUCGUGCGUGGCGGCGGGGGUGUCUGGCGAGGCCUGCUCAGCCCUCGCCGCCCGUGCAGCCCGCCGGACCCCGCCCAGGGCCCCGGGCCGCCUCCCGGCUCGUCUCUUCCUGGACCACCAGGGAGGAGGGGCUUGGCGGUGCCCCCGCCCCCCCCGCGUCCGGAGCACGGCUCGGGCACUGGCCAAGGCCCCCCCUCUCCUCCUGCAGCCGCCCCGCAGCCCACGCGAAGGCGCGCGCGCGCGCACGCAGGCCAAGCGGAGGAGGAGGAGGGGGGCGGCGGUGCCCCCCCUUCUUCCUCGCCGCCCUCGCCUCCGCCCAUCCUGCUGUGGUGGAGCGGCGGGGUGUUCCCGCACUUCCCGGGCGCGACGGCGUCGGUGCGUUGCCCGGGCGGGGCGCGGUGCGUGUCGACGCGGGACCGGCGCGCGCGGGGGCUGCGGCGGACGCGGGCGCUGCUCUUCUACGGCACCGACUUCCGGGCGUACGAGGCGCCGCUGCCGCGCCUGCGCCACCAGGCCUGGGCCCUCUUCCACGAGGAGUCGCCCAUGAACAACUUCCUGCUGGCGCACCGCGCCGGCCUGGCCCUCUUCAACCUCUCCGCCACCUUCCGCCGCGCCUCCCACUACCCGCUCAGCACCCAGUGGCUGCCCGGCGCCGCCUACCUGCGCCGCCCGCCCGCCCGCACCCUCGCCCAGCGCCACCGCGCCCGGCGCCGCCUCGCGCCCCUCCUCUACGUCCAGUCCCACUGCCACGUGCCCUCCGACCGCGACCGCUACGUCCGGCAGCUCAUGCAGCACAUCCAGGUGGACUCCUACGGUGAGUGCCUAAACAACCGAGAGCUUCCCAGUAAGCGGCUGAGGGACACGUCUACCGCAACCACAGAAGACCCUGAAUUCAUGGCUCUCAUCUCCAACUACAAGUUUCACCUGGCCAUGGAGAACGCCAUUUGCCACGACUACAUGACCGAGAAGCUCUGGAGGCCCAUGCACGUCGGCGCCGUCCCAGUAUAUCGAGGCUCACCGUCGGUACGGGACUGGAUGCCCAACAACCAUUCCAUCAUUCUCAUCGACGACUUCGAGAGCCCCAAGGAACUAGCAGAUUACCUUCACUUCCUGGACAGGAACCCAGACGAGUACAUGAAAUACCUGGAAUAUAAGAAUCCGGGUGGCAUCACGAACCAGUUCUUACUGGAGAACUUAGAGAGGCGUGAAUGGGGAGUGAACGACGAGACCCUGCCGAAUUACCUGAAUGGGUUUGAGUGUUUUGUGUGUGAACAAGAGAACGCCAGACUUGCAGCCGAGAGGGAACACAAGAGGACUGGCGGGAAAGUGCCGGCUCCUGAGCCUUAUAUUGCCCAGUCCACCCACAUGGGGUGCCCCCCACCAGCCCCUGGGUUCGGAAACAUUGAGGACAUCCCUGACGGAGACAGUUGGAAAGAGAUGUGGCUGCAGGAUUACUGGCAGAGCCUCGAUCAAGCUGAAGCCCUCUCAGCGAUGAUUCGUAACAACGAGUCGGAUCAGGGGAAAUUCUGGGAUUAUAUGCACAAAGUCUUCUUGAAGAGAACGCGGCAAAAUUGA
This is a messenger RNA of Euleptes europaea (tarantolino), 1983 nucleotides long. RefSeq names its product fucosyltransferase 11 (gene POFUT4). Gene Ontology annotation, cellular component: membrane. The record is from RefSeq and is a predicted model, not a curated record. NCBI's taxonomy places the organism in Eukaryota, Metazoa, Chordata, Lepidosauria, Squamata, Sphaerodactylidae. The transcript has 4 exons. Gene Ontology annotation, molecular function: alpha-(1->3)-fucosyltransferase activity. The coding region runs from base 1 to 1983 and encodes 660 amino acids.